Messenger RNA from Racocetra persica, 260 nucleotides. NCBI's taxonomy places the organism in Eukaryota, Fungi, Glomeromycota, Glomeromycetes, Diversisporales, Gigasporaceae. The record is from the annotation of a GenBank genome assembly.
AAACUUUUGAUGCUGUUUUACAAAUAAAUAUUACAUCUUCCAUUGGAGGAUUUGGAUAUUUUAGAUUAAAUGGGAUUGAAGACUAUGAAUUUAUUGGAUGGGGAGGAUCAGGAGGCAGUAUGCUUCUUUGGAAUCCGGAGUUGAAGGUUGGUUUUGGAUAUUGUAUGAAUGCAUUUCAUACAGCUUUGUCCGGUGAUAAGAGAAGUUUGAGAAUGUUACGUGAAGUUGUUGAUACCGUCAAAAAUCUUAAGAAAUUAUAA